AUGGCUACCAAUUCAUCUGGCAUGGAAGAAUCUCAUGAUACCCCAGGUUUCAAGAACCCGGAGCUGCCUCAAACCCAGUCAGUACUUUUCACCAAGCUGCCGCCAGAACUUCGAGACCGUGUAUACUUCUUCGUGCUUGGAGAGUUUCCACGAAUAAAAAUGGAUGAGAAGCCCUGGCACUGGGGAGGUUCAGAUGAAGGAAAACUUCAUGCAGUUGAUCAGUCGAUAGCACUGCUAAAAGUUUGUCAACGAAUGAGUACCAUAUUUAAAGUAAUCCGUCCCAAGGGGAUACUUACCUUGUUCCCACCAGCAGCCCACAGCAGUAUACAUACUUUCUGGAUUGAUAUACUACUCAAUUCAAAGUCUGAAUGUGACAUGUGUAACUACUUAGUUGACUGUUAUUUGGACGAAACCAUCUGGAGCAAAAUAGUCACGGUCCUCAACGAACAGAUGCCGAGCCUUCGACACUUACAUAUCAGCAUCAUUCGACGUAAAAAUAGCAAGCCAGUAGAACAUUUUAGAGCUCUUCUAGAAGAAAAUCUCUACCCUACUUUAACGAGGAUGAAAAAGCUGCAGUGUUUCCGGGUAUUGGUAAAUUUCGAGAAUGCGGCACCGGCAAAUGCACCGUUUGAAGUGAUCUCCGGUGAAUAUUUGGCUGCAUAUGAGACUAAAGAUGACCUUGAAUUGGUAUCCAAUGAAACAGAAGAGGAAGUGAGUACGGACAAUGUAGAGGAUGAGAAUACAGGUAAUGUCAAGGAAGAGAGCACAGAAGAUGUGGAGGAUGAGUACGUUACCCAGCAUGAGGAAAAGGCAUGGGAUAUAAUUGAUGGAUGGAAAAUUGCCUUUCACUUAAGGCUAUUAAUGAUCUUGGUGCCGUCCAAAGGGGGAGAGAUAUAUCCAAGAAACGCAUCUGAAUCAUUUGAAACACUUAACAUUUCAAGAGUUAUCGCCAGAGAGAGUUGCAAAGAGAGCUGUACUUGGAGGUACCCUUAG
Trichophyton rubrum CBS 118892 is the source of this 993-nucleotide messenger RNA. RefSeq lists its product as uncharacterized. The transcript has 2 exons. The coding region runs from base 1 to 993 and encodes 330 amino acids. Lineage: Eukaryota; Fungi; Ascomycota; Eurotiomycetes; Onygenales; Arthrodermataceae. The record is from RefSeq and is a predicted model, not a curated record.